Molecule: messenger RNA, 882 nt
Organism: Aspergillus wentii DTO 134E9
Lineage: Eukaryota; Fungi; Ascomycota; Eurotiomycetes; Eurotiales; Aspergillaceae
Exons: 1
Coding region: 1-882 (293 amino acids)
Biological process (GO): protein depalmitoylation
Cellular component (GO): cytoplasm
Molecular function (GO): palmitoyl-(protein) hydrolase activity; carboxylic ester hydrolase activity
Source: RefSeq, a predicted model, not a curated record
AUGGCACAAGUCUUCCCACCUCGCCAUGUCUUCUUCCCCAGUUCAACGCACACUUCAACCAUCAUUUUCCUUCAUGGCCGUGGUAGUAACGGCCCCGAGUUAGCCGCCCAGAUGGCCAGGUCCUCCACAUCAUCCGGCAAGUCGAUAUUGGACCAUUUUCCUUCGUCUCGCUGGGUAUUUCCGUCUGCUAGGCCUCGCUGGUCCGAUGCCUUUCAAGUAAGCGUGGGGGAAUGGUUUAAUCCCGACCCUCCAUCUGAAGACCCUCCAGGUAGCGACCAGGAUUAUGAGGAAGAAGAAGAGCUCAGCAUUUCAGCCCUGGAGGAGCUCAAGGAGAGCGUAGAGUAUAUUCUACAUCUCGUGGAGGAGGAGGUGAAUCGGUUCGAUGGUGAUCAAGACCAAGGUCAUCGGGUGGUCCUAGGCGGGUUGAGUCAGGGUAUGGCGGUGGCGAUUAUGGCUUUGGUUUGCGCCCAGAGGCGAUUAGGGGGUCUAGUCGGGGUUAUGGGCUGGCUUCCUUUUGCAGAAAGGAUUGAAUCUCUCUUCGACAGUGGGGAAGCGACCCCUGGACAUGGAAAGGAGGUUUUCGAACAGUUCUUUCCGGUGGGGUUUUUGCAGCAUCAUGAACGGUGGCAGUCGAAGAACAACGGCUUUAGGGGAUCCUCAUGCGAUACUCCCGUUUUCCUGAGCCACGGCGAAGACGAUCAAUGGGUAGAUGCAGACCUGGGUCUGAUAGCUUACAAGAUCUUGGUCCGUCUGGGAUUCCAAAAAGUCGAUUGGAAAAUGUAUACAGGGGCCCCGAACGAUGGGCACUGGCUUAAGGAGCCGGAGCAAUUCAACGCAAUCGUAGACUUCCUUAAGGAAGUAUUGGGGGCGCAUGACAGCUAA